Molecule: messenger RNA, 430 nt
Organism: Sinocyclocheilus anshuiensis
Lineage: Eukaryota; Metazoa; Chordata; Actinopteri; Cypriniformes; Cyprinidae
Product: tenascin-R-like
Exons: 3
Molecular function (GO): protein binding
Source: RefSeq, a predicted model, not a curated record
ACACUGGCUGGUGAUCAGUAUGACAAAGUCAUUGUCCCACUCAACGAUGGCGCCACCACCAAAACUACUCUCACUGAUUUACUGCCUGGCACAGAGUAUGGCAUAGGAAUUUCCGCAGUUCUAGGUGCCAACCAAAGCACCCCAGCUACGAUGAAUGCCAGAACGGGUCUGGAUGUCCCCUUGGAUUUGGCUGUCACAGCCUCCACAGAUAACACCAUCACCCUGUCGUGGGGCACAGUGCAGGGGUCUAUUGAUCACUAUAGGGUGACCUACACUUCCUCCACUGGAGCCACAACUGAGCUGACGGUGCCCAAGGAUGUCACCACCACCACACUGACAGGUCUAGAGCCAGGCACUGAGUACACCAUUACAGUUGCAGCACAGAGAGGCAGGCAGAAGAGCACUGCAGCCACUAUUGAUGCCUUUACAG